Molecule: messenger RNA, 1014 nt
Organism: Mycena indigotica
Lineage: Eukaryota; Fungi; Basidiomycota; Agaricomycetes; Agaricales; Mycenaceae
Exons: 3
Coding region: 1-1014 (337 amino acids)
Source: RefSeq, a predicted model, not a curated record
AUGCCCUCCCUCACGCAAACAGCUCUCUGGCUCUUCGUCUUCGCCUGGCACACGGCGAUCGCUGUCGCAGCCAGGGUUCCGGCGAACGUCUCUGUUGGCUUGCAUGACACGCGGCUCGCGUUUACGGGGACGUGGACUGUAAAGGAUGGGUUGGCGACAAGUCUAGACCAAAAUGCGAAAGUUGUGUUAAGCUUUCAUGGAAUCGCGGCGUACAUAUCAUUCCCCAAGGGCUUCCACAGUAAGCUCGCCAUACAGGUCGGGCUCGACGACAAGCCCCUGGUAUCCGUGGUCGGAGAAGCUCAACUCGCAUGGGGUCGACUAGAAGAGGGUAACCACACUGUGGUGCUCAGCAGACUGCUCGACGGCGACAACAACAGUAUCAUGGCGCUGGGGUCUUUUCUCAUCACAACACUCAUCAACCCCCCUCCACCCGCAGUACACGCGGCCUACUACGAUUCCUCCCUUCCCUCGUCUGCCUCCCCUUCACCCUCACCCUCUCCUGCCACUGCAGCACCCAUCAACAUCCUCCCCAUCCUCACCAAAUGCAUCGCUGGCGCAUUCGUGCUCGCUGGUUGCACCUUGCUGUGCUACUGGGUGAACACACGCAAGUUGCGUGCGCGGGCGAAGGAGCGGGCCGAGGUGGGCCGGCGUCGCCAGGCCGAGCGCGCGGCGGUCCGGGAGAUCCGCGGCAUGAUGCUGGCCGCAGCCGCGGGCAUGCCCGUUGUCGAGACAGUUCCAGCGGGGCGGCGCGGAUCGGACGGGUCGGAGGUGACCGUUAUCGAGCCUGCGGUGCUCUCGGAGCCGAAAAACCCGGUCGAGCGGUCGGUUCCGACAAAGCCAGCACCGGCGAUGAAGCGGGCGGGCAGUAUCACGCCGCCGAAGCGAGUGCGGUGGGCCUGGGAGGGCCCGGAUUCCAUUAGCGACGAAGAAGAGGGCGACGUUGUCGUUGUGCAGCGCGUGCAACCACCCGCGCCGGUGCUACUGGGCCCCGUUCCGGAUGAAAGGGUUGUCUGA